CAACUGUGUUAAUUCAUCAUCUCCUUUGCUCCUUUGGUUUGCUUGUCUUUAUAAGCCUACAGUUUCUUUGUCCUGUCUUACGUCGUUCAUAGUGGUUGUUUUCCUUUAUGGCUUUAUUAAAGACUCUGUUCGUUUGAUCAUCUGCCUCCUUUGUACUCCUCGCAAUAACGUAACUUUUUUUUUUUUUAAUUAUAAAUUCUGUUAUAAUUUCUUUUCUGUGUUAAUCAAUCAACAGCUAAUAAAAAUAUUUUAUUAAUUUAGGCUACUCUACCAUUUUUCUUCAUUUAGAAGUAAGCACAUUGCCCCCCGAAUCCUAAAUAUUAAGCUCAAACCAAGCGCUUUUUAACAGAGAUUCACGAUGCAGUAAACGGAUGUUCGCAGAAUGUAUUUUUUCUUUUUUUGGGUCUUGAACCUGUUGGCGACUCCAUCUUUACGCACGCGCGAAAUCCCCUCUGGCGCGUAAUGAUGCGCUCCGGCGCUUGGAGACGCGCAGGUAUUCCUCCAGGGAUAAUUAGACAAGGACAAAUCAGAAGUUUCUGUGGAGAUGCGUUCUGUUGUGCGUGAAGCAAAGCUUUGCGCUUCCCAGUCAACGGUGCCAAAAUCAGACAGACGGAUGGAUUUCAUGCUUUGCGAGUUCGAUGGAUAAACGGAGGGAAAGAUGGAUGGUGGCGUCUCUUGUGACAACAUGCUGCAGACAAGUGACAACAAGAUACACGUGGCCAAUAACCUGAUGGACAUGGACCAGGACCCUCACAAACGGCUGUACUUUGCUGACGGCCGAAGGAAAGUGGACUAUGUUCUGGUGUACCACUACCGAAAACGCUCCUCCGUCAGGGGGUCUCCUAGUCAACACAGACUGUCCAUCAUCUCCAAUGGUAGUUAUCCUUUAGGAGUAGAGGAAAAAGACCCAGAGGGAGGGAAGGAUGAACCUGUGGAGGUGGUGGUGGACGUCGGACCCCCGGACCCUGCCGAUGGGGAGAAAAUCAUGAUCCGAGAGGAGUUCGAGGGUAAUUUAAAGGAUGCUGGGCUGGAAAUUGAGCGUGAUAAAGAGAACAAGGCUCAUGGUCAUGCUUUCAUCCGACUACAUGCGCCUUGGCAGGUGUUGAGCAGAGAGGCAGAGUUUCUCAAGAUCAAGGUGCCCACCAAGAAGAGUUACGAGUUAAGGGAAGAAAAAGGUCUGGCCGCCACCAUGAACGAAGUGUGGCGGAAGUUAAAUCAACCGUUCCAGCCCAAAGUACCCCAUCAGGAGCAAGAACACAGCCGUACCAAGUUCCUUUCGCACUGUUUCUCCCGGGACAAGCUCCAUCUGUACAACAUCAAGUCAAAGGACACCUUCUUCGACAACGCCACAAGGAGCCGAAUAGUGUAUGAAAUCCUCAGACGCACUGCCUGCACACGGACCUGCCAAACCAUGGGUAUCACCACAUUGAUAGCCAACGGGGUCUAUGAUUCAGCGUUCCCGCUACACGAUGGAGACUUCCACCCCAGUGGACAAGCUGAGGGGAAGAACGACAGACAACUGUUACAUGAUGAAUGGGCAAGAUAUGGUGCUUUUUACAAGUAUCAGCCUGUUGAUCUUAUCAGGAAGUACUUUGGCGAGAAGAUAGGUCUCUACUUUGCCUGGCUUGGUGUCUAUACUCAGCUUUUGAUCCCUGCGUCUGUGGUGGGCAUCAUCGUGUUCUUCUAUGGCUGGGCCACUGUGGAAACAAACAUACCUAGCCAGGAGAUGUGUGACGAGGAUCAGAACUUCACUAUGUGUCCCCUUUGUGAUCGAGCAUGUGACUACUGGCAUCUGAGCACAGCGUGUGGCACGGCGCGUGCCAGCCAUCUCUUUGACAACCCGGCCACCGUGUUCUUCGCCAUCUUCAUGUCCCUCUGGGCUGCCAUGUUUCUAGAGCACUGGAAGCGCAGACAGAUCAGUCUGAACUAUAGCUGGGAUCUGACAGGCAUGGAGGAGGAGGAGGAACAUCCCAGACCCAAAUACGAAACGAUUCUCCUUCAGAAGAGGCAGAGGAAGAAGAAAAAUAAAAAGAACAAAAAUGAGCCUGAGAGAGGUGUGGACGAGAGCGGGGAACUGGGGAAGGACAAAUGGAGGCAGAGGUUACUGUCAGCCAUGGCAGCUGGGAAUCCGACUGGACAUGACAAGCUAACAUGGAGGGACAGACUUCCUGGAUAUUUAAUCAACAUUUCCUCUAUUCUGUUCAUGUUUGGAGUGACUUGCUCUGCCGUCUUCAGUGUCAUCAUCUACCGCAUCACCAUCUCCGCCCUCAUGGCGAUGAGCCCGGAUCCAGAGGUCAAGUCUAACGUACGGGUGACCGUCACAGCCACUGCCGUCAUCAUCAACCUGGUGGUCAUCCUCAUCCUGGACGAGAUAUACGGCGUGGUGGCUGCCUGGCUGACAGAACUGGAGAUCCCUAAAACGGAGACCAACUUUGAGGAGCGUCUCAUUCUGAAGGCUUUCCUCCUGAAGUUCAUGAAUGCCUAUGCACCCAUCUUCUAUGUGGCCUUCUUCAAAGGGAGGUUUGCUGGCCGUCCCGGUGACUACGUUUAUGUCUUCAAUGAUUACCGUAUGGAAGAGUGUGCUCCUGGAGGCUGUCUGAUUGAACUCUGUAUCCAGCUCAGUAUCAUCAUGUUGGGGAAGCAGCUUAUUCAGAAUAACAUCUUUGAGAUCGGCAUUCCAAAGCUGAAGAAGCUGUGCCGCACACUCAAGGACAAAGAGCGGGCACCCAAGGAGAUUGUGGAGCAGCCGGGUCGCCGCCAGCAGUGGCAUCUGGACUAUGAUCUGGAGCCUUUUGACGGACUCACACCUGAAUACAUGGAGAUGAUCAUUCAGUUUGGUUUCGUGUCGCUCUUUGUGGCCUCAUUCCCACUGGCUCCACUAUUCGCCCUCUUAAACAAUGUCAUCGAGAUCCGCCUCGACGCCAAGAAGUUUGUCACGGAGCUUCGCAGGCCAGAUGCCGUUAGGGCCAAAGAUAUCGGUAUCUGGUACAACAUCUUGAGUGGUUUGGGAAAGUUCUCAGUCAUCAUCAAUGCCUUUGUCAUCUCCUUCACAUCAGAUUUCAUCCCUCGCUUGGUCUACCAGUACAUGUACAGCGAGACGGGGACCAUGCAUGGCUUCAUCAACCACACGCUCUCUUACUUUAACGUCAGCAACUUUAAACCAGGAACUGUGUCUUCCAUCUCCAGUCUCGGCAAAGACAUUACAUUCUGCAGGUACAAGGACUACAGAGAACCACCAUGGUCGACUGAGCCUUACCAGUUCUCCAAACAGUACUGGUCGGUUCUAGCAGCUCGGUUAGGUUUCGUCAUAUUGUUCCAGAACCUGGUGAUAACCAUGAGCAUGCUGGUGGCCUGGGUGAUCCCGGACGUGCCCAAAAACAUCAGCGAGCAGCUAAAGAAGGAGAAGACUCUUCUGGUGGACGUCUUCCUAAAUGAAGAAAAGGAGAAAUUGCAGUUGAUCCAGAGCUUGUUCUCCAGAGAUCUGACACACGAACAGCAGGAGGAGCUGAAGAUGUCAGAUCAGACCUCGCUGCCUCUUCAGCAAACCCAGAUCGGACCGCUCCCUCCCACCUCGUCCCCGGCUCCUCGCACCCGACCCCGAGCCGCAAGCUUCAGCCAGUUCACCCGCCAGAUGUCCAUGUCUCCCCGAAGCGACAUCACCCAACACACGGCCGUGUGAGGGAAGUCUGGCGAGAGAAGAUGAGUCCACUGGUGGAGAAUGUUUCACAGAGCCCGAGCGCUGGAGUUUGAGGCUCUGAGUUUUGGGAAUCAGGUGCCCUCGGUUCUAUGUUCCUGUUUUUUUUGUACCGGAGAAUGAGGGGUCACUGAACUGUAGUCUGAAUGUCUGUCUUACAGGCUCCGCGUCUGGUUUUUAAACCCUCAGAUGUUCCUACUGUUUUCAGGCACGUCUGACACACAAACUUGAGCUUCAGUAGGACCAAUUGCAGAUGCAAUCAUUCCACAUACACUGGCGUUCACAAGAACACGAGCGGGAUCCUCUCAAACACACGUUUUUCUCCACGGUCAGCUCUCGAGCAAGGAUGUUUGUCGGCACACGCUCGUAAAGAGCAGCACAUAUUUGGUGACGUUGCGCAAUCUGUACAUGCUGUCCAAAUGCAAACCGCUUUGCACAUUGUCCACAAGAUGUAGCAUAUAAUGGCAAAUAAUCUUUCAUUUUCUCAGGUAACAGCAUCACUGUAGGCUGUAUUCGUUCUCAUCAAUAUGACCGUUCUUGGGUUAAUAAAGACUACGAUGCGUGUUAGUAAGUUAAAGUGCAAAGAACAAUUUCAAUGUGGUACUGCGACGUAUUCUGUGAAACGUGUGGCGUUUUCUUUCUAACGAUCCAGCCCAUUAUGUAACACAUUAAGGCAAUAUGUAAUUAAACUCAUGUUUGUCAAUCCAUAUAUUUAUGCUAUGCCUCCUUCUGAUAAAACGCAGGGCUGCAGAUUUGGACCGCACAGCAUUCGCUGUAUUUAUGAUUGUGGAGCAGCUGGUCUUUUUGUGCCAUGUCAACUGUAAUCCUCCCAUGAAUUUGCCGUCACCGGUGUGGGAAGGUUGAGCGGAGUUACUGUUAUCCAGGGAGGAAUCAUGGAUGAAUGUUGUGUGCCAACAUCUGGCCAUCAAGUCAUCAUUCACUAUGCCUCAUAGGACUUAAUACUCAUGCAAGAAGAAUAAAUAUUUAAUCCCAAUUAUGCGCAAGUGGAUUUUCUUUCUUGCCCUGAAGGCAUUGUCCUACAAGUCCCGUGGGGUCAGUUCACUUGUGUUUUCGACUUCUAGCAGCUGCGCAGGUUGUUCGUUGGACUGUAAUUCCCUGAUGAUUUCCACACAUGCUUAACAAAGCUAGAUUUACCCAGUAGGUGCUGCUCCUCUAUUUGCUUUUUCUGUUUUACUAGGGCAGGAUUUUGAUCUUUGUGUGUUUUCACCCUAGAGCCACAUUUGAUUUUUAUCCCUGAGGUCUGGACUUCACAAUUCAAGAGGAUUAUAAUCUUGGCAGAUAUCAUGAUGUCUGUCCUAUGCGCUUUAUAGUUUCAUUACACAACCAUUCUGAACGAGGGAAAAAAUACACAAAUAUUUGUAUUUCCCACAGAUUAAAACUCAUAAUAUGUGGGCAAAAGUUAAGCAGCUCAACUCUAAAGGACUGCCGCCAUGCAACUUGACAGAUCAGCUUGAAUGUCCACCUCAUAUGACGGAUAUAUGUAAAGUUGAAGUUUGUCAGCCCCUUUGGCCUCAAAAGAGGUGAUAUGUUGCUUUGUACUGUAGAUAUGAAAGGGGCUGCACUUUCAGAUUGCACUGGCUGAUAUAUCAGAUUUGACUACUGACACUUGUGGAUGCAGCACCAGA
This is a messenger RNA of Onychostoma macrolepis, 5340 nucleotides long. It is a transcript of the gene ano2b, whose product is annotated as anoctamin 2b. The transcript has 26 exons. Lineage: Eukaryota; Metazoa; Chordata; Actinopteri; Cypriniformes; Cyprinidae. The record is from RefSeq and is a predicted model, not a curated record. Gene Ontology annotation, molecular function: chloride channel activity; protein dimerization activity. The coding region runs from base 659 to 3679 and encodes 1006 amino acids. Gene Ontology annotation, cellular component: plasma membrane. Gene Ontology annotation, biological process: chloride transmembrane transport.